AUGGUGGGCAAAAACAUGAGAAAGAGGAAACCUUCUGGUCAUCAAAAAAAGGCCAGCAAUAAGAAGCGGUUAUCCUUCAUUAGCGAUGACCCAUUUUUGCAAAACAGAGAUUCAAAGCGGAGGAAUAAAUUCGAUGAGAGCGGCCGCAUGCGAAGAGCCAUCGUUUCCAGGGAUAUAUCUGGGGAGGCAUUGUCAUUUGUUGAAGACCUGUGGACUGCUGAUAUUACAAGUAUUAAACCUCCAGAUGAAUCUGUCUGCCUUAAGCUUCUAGUUCUAACAUUUACAAGAACUGAAAAUGACCGUGUCAUAUGCUUUCGAACUUCAUAUUUCUAUUGGGAAACAAAGUUUAGUUGGAAAGUUGAAAAGGUUCGUGAAAUCAGAAAAGCUUGUCAAAGUGAAGAAAUCCUACAAGAUCUCCCCUUCAGAGAAAGUGAAAAAGCCUGCAAAUUCAAUCGAAAAAAAACCCAGAAGAUGAAACCAGUCAGGAAUGUGACAACAAAAACUACUGGUUCUAGCAGAGAGGAGGCAAAAAAGGACAACGAAAAUGCGAAGAAGACGAAGAGGCUGGCCCAGGUUAAAACUCCAGAGGAUUCGAAGAAGAAUUAA
Messenger RNA from Fraxinus pennsylvanica, 606 nucleotides. Lineage: Eukaryota; Viridiplantae; Streptophyta; Magnoliopsida; Lamiales; Oleaceae. The record is from the annotation of a GenBank genome assembly.